UCCAAAACCAACAAAACAUUCCCGGACCGGACUGAUUUUUAUGCAAGGUCUUUGGUUGAAGAAUAGCAUAACCAUUCUUGUAGUUGAAGAGAAGUCAACAGCAACUCCCUGCAAUCAUGGCUUUAACACUAGCAUUGCUCACACCAUCCUCAUUCUCAUUCUCAACCUCCAUUUCAAAUUCUCUAACCCAACAACAACAACACAAUCCCAAAAAACUUGCCUUCUUCUCCGCCUUCGAUCCAAACCCGAAUCAAAAUUUCAACAAAAACAGUCAAAUUCACCAUAAUUUAUCACAUUUUUACAACAAACCCACAAAAAUGCCCCAAUUUCUCACUGCAAAAUCAUCUCCAACUGACCUAGUUGCUCCACUCUCAGGCGCAAUUAACCUCGUCCAAUCAAAUCCCGCUACUUGGCAAUCUGCUAUCUUCUCCAAUGUCGUGAUCUUCGUUCUGGGUUCUCCGAUUUUGGUGUCGGGACUUUCUCUCUCCGGCAUUGUUGCUGCCUUCUUGUUGGGUACUCUUACUUGGCGCUCUUUCGGCUCUCCUGGUUUCCUUCUUGUUGCCACGUAUUUUGUUAUCGGAACUGCAGCAACCAAGGUCAAGAUGGCACAAAAAGAGGCCCAAGGGGUUGCGGAAAAGAGGAAAGGAAGAAGAGGGCCAGGUAGUGUCAUUGGUUCUAGCGCAGCUGGGUGUGUGUGUGCACUUCUUUCGAUAUAUGGAAUAGGUGGGAAGGCACUUUCUCAGCUUUGGCAACUUGGCUUUGUUGCCAGCUUCUGCACUAAGCUGAGUGAUACUGUUUCAAGUGAGAUAGGGAAGGCAUAUGGAAGAACAACGUACCUGGUUACAACAUUCAAAAUUGUUCCAAGAGGGACCGAAGGUGCUGUAAGUGUUGAGGGAACCAUUGCUGGGCUUCUAGCUUCAAUUCUGCUUGCCUUUGUUGGUUAUCUUAUUCGCCAGAUAAAUUUAACUGAAGCUGUAAUCUGUAUAUUAGCCUCUCAGAUUGCUAAUCUUGGUGAAAGUGUAAUUGGUGCUUUAUUUCAAGACAAGGAAGGAUUUCAAUGGCUUAACAACGAUGUUGUCAAUGUCAUUAAUAUAUCCAUGGGUAGCAUCUUGGCCGUCCUGUUGCAACAAGUUCUGCUUCGUAGCGGGCUCUGAAAAAUAGUUCCAUUAACGGAAUACAAAAUAAUGUCUAAGCAGAAUGGUAUGAAAGAGAAAGAGGAGUUGUAGAUUGAACAUUUCCAAGGAAUCAAGGACAUCCAGGUAAUCAGGUUCCAUUUCCAGUAGACAUUCAAAAAAUGGAGCAAACUCAUGAAGCCUCAAUCUCAACGGUGUUCAAAUGGAAGCGAGCAAAUCUCAGAAGUCGUGCUGAAUAUAAGAAAGAGAACUGAUUUGUUAAUAAUAAUAAUAUUGUCAUCUAUAGUGCGUUUUCCAUCUAAAAUAACGACCAGGUGUAUAUAUAUUCAGGUUCAGGUUCAGGUUCUUUCAUUUGAUAGUUUCAUGUAAUGCAUUUUGUAGUUCUGUACAAUGGUUUCCUUUUUUGUUGCUGAGGGAAAUGGUAUAAAUACAAGCAGCGCUACAUUUUGGGUC
Molecule: messenger RNA, 1586 nt
Organism: Spinacia oleracea (spinach)
Lineage: Eukaryota; Viridiplantae; Streptophyta; Magnoliopsida; Caryophyllales; Amaranthaceae
Product: protein VTE6, chloroplastic
Exons: 7
Coding region: 117-1154 (345 amino acids)
Cellular component (GO): chloroplast inner membrane
Source: RefSeq, a predicted model, not a curated record